AUGAGCUCCCAGUCUGUAUUAGACGAAAUUAAGCAAAAAAUAUCAAGCGAAAAGAAUGCAGACGACUUGCUCAAUACCGUAGUUAAGGAUUUUAAGAUUUUUGUUAACCUAGACGGACUUUAUCAAAUUUCGGCCGAUAUCUUAAGUCAAGUGAUCACUAAAGUUGGUUCCCUAUCUGAUGACGUACAGAAGACUUUAGAGCAAAAAAUUAAUGCCAGUUAUCCUCAGGCCGAAGCUCAAAAAUUACUAUCAAUCGUUAAAAAUCUUCCUAAAUCAAGCUCCGAAAACUCACGGAGUGAUGUACAAAGCAUUCCUAAAUCGCCCUCACAAAACAGUGUCGGUGGGUCAUCACAGCCAUUUGAUUAUGAUUGGUUGAUCACCGACUGGGAUAAAAUCGAGAAGGAAGCCAUAUCCCCCGAGUUUACUAUUGAUAAUCUGAACUUCUACAUGAAGUGUACAAAGCCCUCCACCCCGACACAGUUCUUAUCUGUUAAAGUCGUACUGAACACUGCACCUGGAGGACCCAAAACGCAUCAAUUCCAAAUCACUCUGAAAAAUACUACAGCUGGAAAGUCAGUUACUAAGAUGUCUACGAAAGCUUUUGGAAAAAUCAAUGCAUAUGAAACUUACAUGAUGGCGCAAAACAAAUUCAUCAACGGAGAUGAUGGAUUUGUCGAUAAUAACACCAUCCUCAUCCAUCUGCAUCAUCCUGUUUCGGUUCCAAAGAAAGCCCCUCUACAGCCAAAGACACAACCAACACAACAACCGCAGCAACACUACGUACCGAGAGAAAAAGUCCCAACGCCGCCACCUGUUCUUCCGCCACAACAACCUGAAAAAUCAUCAAAAGAAUUGACAGGCUGUGUAGGCAUUCGAAACCAAGGAGCGACAUGCUACAUGAAUUCUCUUUUACAGAGUUUGUUCCAUUUGCCUGCUUUCCGUCGCAUUGUCUAUCAUAUGCCAACGACAGGCACCGAAGACCCCUCAAAGUCAAUACCGCUUUGUCUGCAGCGCCUGUUCUGCCAGCUACAGUUAAGCGAACAUGCAGGUUCUACGAUAGAAUUGACAAAAAGUUUCGGAUGGAACCAAAGAGAGACAAUGCAACAGCAGGACGUACAAGAAUUCUGCAGAGUAUUAAUGCAGACGCUAGAAUACAAGCUUAGCCAUACGGAUUUAGCAACAGCGAUUGAUAAUUUGUUUAGAGGUCAUACGAGAACAUAUAUCAGAUGCACGGAUGUCGAUUUCAAAAAAGAAAUUAUCGAGGAUUUCAAGGAUUUAAGCUUGGUUGUUAAAGGAUGCAAGACAUUACGCGAAUCUUUACAAAAUGAGCUUGCUCCUCAAGAUAUGGACUCUUUAUACGAAACAGAUGAUUUCGGAAAACAGAAAGCUGUCAUGGGAACAGAGUAUAUGGAUUUCCCUUCAGUUUUACAUAUUCAUUUACGUAGAUUUGCAAGAGAUUAUGAACGAAACACUUCAGUUAAAAUCAACGAUUACUUUGAGUUCCCUGCCGAACUCGAUCUUGGCGAAUUUCUCGCUAAAGACGCAGAUCACUCGAAAUCCAACAUUUACGACUUAUACGGAGUACUUGUACACUCAGGUGGUUCAAUGUGUGGCCACUACUACGCAUUCUUGAGGAUAUCUCAAGAUCCACAGUGGUACAAAUUUGAUGAUCAAAAUGUAACAAAAGUUUCAGCGGACGAAGCCAUCAAAAACAAUUACGGUGGCAUGGAUGGUACUCAUGAACGCUCUUACAGUGGUUAUAUGCUCAUCUACGUUCGUAGAGAAGAUGCUCCAGUUAUAUUUGAGCCAAUUCCUGACGAAACAGUUCCCAAACACCUCAGAGAAUACUACGAAUACACACAGACGAACAAAGGUGCUGAUCAUGGCCCGAUCGAGAUCAAUUUAACUUCAGAAGAUAUUUUGAAGUCAAAUUGUCAAAAAUGGAUCACCGGAUUCAUGGGACAGAGUCAACAAGCGAUCCAUCUACCCCGUGAAAAGCCUCUUUCCUCCCUUUACGAAUCCGCUGCCCAAGUAUUGAACAAAGACCCCUCAAAAAUCAGGAUUUGGAAGUGCCAGCCUUAUUCUAUUCCUAAAUCCAUUGUUGUGCCAAGCGAUCAGCCACUUAGUUCACAGUUCCAAGGCGGUUCUUACGCAUUCAUCCAAGAUUUGUCAGAAAAUGAAAAAAUUGAACUUGAUAACGUACAAAAACUGACAGUUUUUAUGAAAUUUUUCUUCCCUGGCGAUCAACCGUUUUUCCAUUACAUUGGUGCAGCUUAUCCUCUUCCUGAAACACCACUUGAAGACCCUGCAAUUCAAGCAUGUGAAUCAGUAGGACUUCCAAAAGAAACACCUUUAUUAUGCUUCCAAGAAACUGUUCAGAAAACUGCUGUUUUAGUUUCCUCGAACAAUUUAAGUGAAGCAGCAUGUGGAGCAGGAGCAAUUCUUGUCUGGCAAGUUGUUCCUGGUACUGAUGUUCCUAUUUCAAGAAUCGAAUUAGAAAAAACAAACAAAAACUUAGAUCAUGUUUCAAGAUCAUCAUCUUUGAAUGAAAUGAGUAAUUUACAGAGUAUUUUGUAUACAGAUGUUUAUCCUGAAUCAAGACCAAUAACAGUUGAUCAGUAUUUGGAGAGAAAAUUACAUCAAAUACGUGUAGUUUUGUGUAAUGUUGCAACUCCAAAUCAACCAUCCGCUGUUGUUAAAUUCCCUUCAAAUCUGAGAUGGAAUGGUGUCAAACAGUUCAUUGCGAGUGCAUUGAAAUUGGAGUAUUCACCACAAGAAGAUUCAAUGAGAUUGUUCAAGAGACAACCUGGAUUUAAUUUACCAAUGAAAACUCCUAUCAACGCGAAAUUGACACCUUCAAUGGCUUCUUUAAUUGCUUGUGAAGAUACAUCGAGUUCUCUUCAAAAAGAAACGAAACAAGAACAUAAAGAACAUCCAUGGCUUUAUUUCCAAUUGUUCAAAGGAAUUCCUGAAGCAUCGAAUUCAACGAUGACAAACUUUUCUGUCCAGUUUUCAGCUGAUUCAGUUAAAGUUGACACGACAUCGCAAUUGUUGAUGCCAAGUACAUGUCCAAUAAGAGAGAUUGCGAACGAAAUGGUCAAUAGAUGUCUCAUGGCAAGAGCGACAAAUCUGAGAGCUCUUCACAUCAACUAUCACAAGAUUCUUGGUAUUUUGGAUCUCCAAGAACCAGCUCCUUCUAAUUUUGGAGAUUCAAUCAUCAGAUUCGAAGUUACUCCAAUAGAACAGACAGAUCUCAAAGAAGAUGAACACUUGGUUAGUGUUGUUCGUGGUUACAUUGAUAAGUUCGAGAUGCCAAGACUUGCUGCGGAACCUUUCUUGUACAUGAUCAAUGAGAAAGAUUCACUUAAAUCUAUAAAAGAAAGUUUGCUUGACUGGGCAGGAGUUUUGAAAGUACAACAAGAUGCUUGUAUUCUUCACAUCAUCAAAGAUAAGAAGAUAAAGAAAGAUGUAACAGACGAACAACCAAUUUGGCCAGAAAUGAAGAAAUCUUCUAUUCUUAUCAUUGAACCAUCAAUGCCUAGGUCUUCAUCAAUGAUGAGAAGUGGCAAUCUUCCUCUUCAACGGAAGAAUGAUUCUUCUGUUCGUAUUUUGAACUGA
Messenger RNA from Trichomonas vaginalis G3, 3618 nucleotides. Its product is annotated as ubiquitinyl hydrolase protein. NCBI's taxonomy places the organism in Eukaryota, Parabasalia, Trichomonadida, Trichomonadidae. The transcript has a single exon. The coding region runs from base 1 to 3618 and encodes 1205 amino acids. Gene Ontology annotation, molecular function: cysteine-type deubiquitinase activity; protein binding; cysteine-type endopeptidase activity. Gene Ontology annotation, cellular component: nucleus; cytosol. Gene Ontology annotation, biological process: regulation of protein stability; protein deubiquitination. The record is from RefSeq and is a predicted model, not a curated record.